Molecule: messenger RNA, 2394 nt
Organism: Miscanthus lutarioriparius
Lineage: Eukaryota; Viridiplantae; Streptophyta; Magnoliopsida; Poales; Poaceae
Source: the annotation of a GenBank genome assembly
AUGGCAACCAUACUUGAAUCUUUUGUCGGAUCAUGCGUGAAGAAGUUGCAAGAUAUUGUUACAGAGGAGGCCAUACUAAUUUUAGGUGUUAAAGAAGAGCUCAUAGAGCUGAAGAGAAGAAUGGAGCAAAUAUGGUACUUUCUUAAUGAUGCAGAGAAAAGGAGCAUAAAAGAAUCUGCUGUUAACAAUUGGCUUGGUCAGCUAAGAGAUGCUAUGUAUGAUGCUGAUGAUAUCAUUGACUUGGCCAAAUCCAAAGGAAGCAAGCUAUUGCCAGACCAUUCUUCAUUAGUAUCAAGCAGUUCAAAUACAUGCAGUGGCCUUUCUCUUUCCUCUUGCUUUUUUAAUAUCCAGACACGUCAUGAGAUUGCAGUUAAGAUUAAAAACUUAAACAAAAGAAUUGAUAAUAUUUCAAAGGAUAAAGUAUUUACUUCACUCAAGAGUACACAAUCAACUGUAACAGUUUCUGUACCAAAACAGAGAAGAAGUUCCAGCCUUGUUGAGCCAAACCUUGUUGGUAAGGAGGUCUUACGUGCUUGCAGAAAAGUAGUAGAUUUGGUGCUUGCACAUAAGGAAAAAAGGUCUUAUAAGCUUGCUAUCGUUGGAACAGGAGGAGUUGAUUCGGUAAUCUACCGUGAUGAUAUUGUAAGGAUGUGGGUCGCUGAAGGCUUUAUAGAUGAGCAAGAUGACCGAGUCCUUGAAGAUAUAGCAGAAGAAUACUACUAUGAGCUAAUCUAUCGAAAUCUCCUCCAACCAGAUUAUUACUCUUCUGUUGAUCUUACUCAAUGUAGAAUGCAUGAUCUACUAAGGCAGCUUGCUUGUCAUUUGUCCAGAGAAGAACUUUUUGUUGGUGAUCCAGAUUCAGCAGGGGUUACUGUUAUGAGUAAAUUCCGCCGUAUUUCAGCAGUCACUAUGAAUGAUAUGGUUGUGUUACCUAGAACAGAUAAGGGGAAAUGUAAAGUGAGAACUUGGAGAACAUCUAAUACAAAGUCUUUGAGAGUCCAUGAUACAAUAUUUGAAAGAUUACCAUGCAUUCGAGUUUUGGAUUUGACAGGUUCAGAGAUACAAGCUGUUCCACCUUGCAUUGGACGUUUGAUCCACCUACGGUUACUAGACCUUGAUGGGACUAACAUAUCUUCUCUUCCAGAGUCCAUCUGUUGUCUCAUAAACCUUCAGAUAUUGAAUUUGCAGAGGUGUGAUUCUUUGCAUAGUCUUCCUGCAGGAAUAACUCAGCUAUGCAACUUAAGGCGACUUGGCCUAGGGAGCUCACCAAUAAAUGAGGUUCCAAAAGGUAUUGGCAGAUUAAUAUCUCUCAACGAUUUACAAGGCUUUCCUGUUGGUGACGGCUCUUAUAACAAUUCUGUAAUGCAAGAUGGAUGGAAUAUAGAAGAAUUGGAUCCCCUUUGGCAGUUGAGGAGGCUUUAUAUGAUCAAACUGGAAAGAGCAGUUCCUCCUAGUAAAGAUUCACUGCUAGCAAACAAAAAACAUCUCAGAGAAUUAGUGCUACGUUGCACUGAACACAUAGGUGAGCCAUAUUCUGAAAAAGCUGUAAUGAAUAUUGAGGAAACCUUUGAUUUGCUAAUCCCUGCACACAACCUGGAGGGUCUCAGUCUUGUGAAUUUCUUUGGUCGGAGGUUUCCCGUCUGGCUAGGUAGUGCUGCCCAUUUGCCUUCACUGACAUACUUGAACCUCAUAGAUUGUAAAUCAUGUGUUCAUCUUCCACCAAUCGGUCAGCUCCCCAACUUGAAAUAUCUGUACAUCAAAGGAACCACUGCAGUCACCAUGAUUGGACCCGAAUUUGUUGGCUCUGGGAUGGGUAAUCUCAGAUCUACAGAGGCAGUAGCUUUUCCCAAGCUUGAAACAUUGUUCAUCAGGGAUAUGCCCAACUGGGAGGAGUGGUCCUUUGUUGCUGAAGAAGAACAAGAAGCAACAACAACAGGUAAGGAAGGGGGAGACGAUGAGGCUGCUGCAAAUCAAAAGGGAGAUGCCCCACUUCCAAGGAUGCAGCUGCUGCCACGAUUGAAGGAGCUGCAGCUUGCCCGCUGCCCCAAGCUGAGAGCUCUCCCACGGCAGCUUGGACAGGAGGCCACCAGUUUGAAGGUGAUCCAUUUAAGAGAUGUUCACAGCCUCAAGGUGGUGGAGAACCUCCGUUUCCUCUCUGAGUACCUUUUAAUCUCAGAUUGUGAAGGCCUAGAGAGGGUCUCAAAUCUUCCCCAAGUGAGAGAGCUGCGUGUACAGCUGUGUCCCAACUUGAGGUGUGUUGACAGGAUGGACAACUUGCACCAGCUGUUGCAGACAGAGGAUAUGGAAGAUGCUUCCUCACAGUGGCUGACUGGGCUCCAAGAGCAGCACCAACAGCUGCACGGAGAAGACAUGGAUGUCCACACUUGGAUAUAG